AAGGUCAAAGCAAACGAACAAAUAGAAUAACAUCCAAUCGCAAAGCGAGGCGGAGAGUGGAACGAGGCCACACAACGAACGCCGAUCGAUUUGGGAACGAUCUAGCGGGAGGUCGUAGGAGUUUGAGGCUUGAGGUACCUUGAUUUGCCUUCGCCUCGAGGAAUAUCGCAAGGGCAAACAUGGUCGGAAGAAGCGAAAGCAGCGUGAGGAAGUAUUGGCGUCUCGCCGACGAGAUGAACCCGCCGGGGGUUGGAUCCAGGGAUAUGGAGGCGGAGUACAUCCGUAGAUUCCACCGCUACGAUCCCAAGGGAAACCAGUGCAGCUCGUCGGUGCUCAAGCACAUCAAAGCCCCCGUCCAUCUCGUUUGGUCUUUGGUGAGGCGAUUUGAUCAGCCGCAGCGGUACAAGCCGUUUGUGAGCAGAUGCAUGAUGCAAGGGGAUUUUGCAGUGGGAUGCUUGAGAGAAGUUAACAUCAAGUCGGGGCUCCCUGCUACUACCAGCACUGAAAGGCUUGAACAGCUUGAUGACAACGAACGUAUCCUGAGCAUCAAGAUUGUUGGAGGGGACCAUAAGCUACAGAACUACUCAUCUGUAUUAACUGCACACCCUGAGAUUAUUGAUGGGAGACCAUGGACAUUGGUGAUAGAGUCAUUUAUUGUCGAUGUGCCUGAAGGGAACACCAGGGAUGAUACUUGCUUUUUUGUUGAGUCUCUUAUCAAGUGCAACAUCAAAUCAUUAGCUGCGAUAUCAGAGAGUUUGGCUGUUCAAGAUCUGACAGAGACCAUUGACAUCUAGGGAAGUCACAAAGCUACAGGAUUGCAUAGCUUCAAGUCGUCAAGGUUAUUGAUAUACUUCACUAGUCUCUGUUACCCCUAUAUCCUGUGUCUGCUAGAUCCCUUACCCUCUUUACAAAUUGGUAAGCUCAAGGAUCACAUCCAUUCUCAUUGACAUCAGAAGCUUUUGCCACUGUUUUGAGCUUAUCUAGUUGGAUUUCCUGAAUUUGUUACUGGUAAGCUAUGCGGAAGUAUUUCCUUGUACUCCUUGUGAAGGUAGAAAUAUUACUGCAUCUAAGCCAAAGCCGAACAGUGGCAGGAAAACUUAAAGGAUAUUAUCUUUUCCCAUUGGAUUGGAACGUUGGUGUAUUUUUGAGUCUAAUUAUGCUAACAUCCAUUUUGGCGAGGAAAACGGAGAGCGACUGUGUUCCUCUGAUCGACUUAACUGAACAUCUAAUAACAAUUAUUUUCUGUGGCUAUUUGUUAAUUUUGUUUCUCAGUGAAUUGGCAGAUUGAUUGGGCUCUAUUCCAUGGCAUGUCCGUGCCUGUGGUCGUCUAUAGGCCGUAGGAACAAUCAGUGAUUCGAGUGGAUCAGAGUUGAGAUGAUUGGUGUUAGUUGGAUAUCCAAACAGGUUGUCUUGGAUAUUUUAUGCAUUUUGGAUGUUGCAUCUUUUGCAUUCCUUUUUUUCAAACAUUUGAAAAACGUUUGCUUUAUCGUUUGGUGCUGAGACAAAUAUGCAUAUAUCUAAAGUUUAGUUAAUUGAUUCUA
Messenger RNA from Zingiber officinale, 1541 nucleotides. Its product is annotated as abscisic acid receptor PYL3-like. Lineage: Eukaryota; Viridiplantae; Streptophyta; Magnoliopsida; Zingiberales; Zingiberaceae. The record is from RefSeq and is a predicted model, not a curated record. Gene Ontology annotation, biological process: abscisic acid-activated signaling pathway. Gene Ontology annotation, molecular function: protein phosphatase inhibitor activity; signaling receptor activity; abscisic acid binding. The transcript has 3 exons. Gene Ontology annotation, cellular component: cytoplasm; nucleus. The coding region runs from base 180 to 794 and encodes 204 amino acids.